This is a messenger RNA of Lymnaea stagnalis (great pond snail), 4402 nucleotides long. NCBI's taxonomy places the organism in Eukaryota, Metazoa, Mollusca, Gastropoda, Lymnaeidae. The record is from the annotation of a GenBank genome assembly.
UUCAUUCAUUACUUCAUAGCCAGUCAGUUCACACCGAUCUGCGUACGCGUAUAGUAUUCUUGUUAUUUUAACACAUAGCAACAAAUGGUGUGUGGUCUUAAGUUUGGUAAUUGAUUAUCAAUUCUUGAAGGAUUAACUAACCAUUCGUGAUGAUUAUGGACACUUUGGACACAGUUUUGACGCCGUUCGGCCUUGGUGCCGACUUAGGAGUACCUAGCUUCAGUUAUGAUCUCCCAUCACAGGGAAACAAUAAUAGACAUUUUUCGGAAGUCUUAGAGGAUCAGGGAUUAAACACGCCUGUGACAAAAUAUUCCGAUGCCACAUUUUUCGGACCGGAUUCUCUGGAGCCACCACCUAUCACGGCAACUGGUAUGUUUACAAAGCUUUUUUUAAUAAAACAGUUUGAAUAUUUCCGAUAGUAAUUUAUUUGGGGCAAAUCGACAUAACUCAGCCAUCCGGUCUCCAGCAGCUGUUAGCGCAAUGACGUCAAAGGCUGUUCCCAUAACGGGAUACUGUUCUAAAUAUAGAACGGGCUUAAGCUUUUCUUUUUUUUUUUUUUUGGUUCAACCUCUGUUACUUGCGUUUGUUACCAAGAAACCGAAACCACGCCAGCUAUUAGAUAAACUUUAACAUUUUACGCAACGAAUGUUUUAAUAUAUUCUAUAAACGUCAAAGGCUGUUCCCAUAACGGGAUACUGUUCUAAAUAUAGAACGGGCUUAAGCUUUUCUUUUUUUUUUUUUUUUUGGUUCAACCUCUGUUACUUGCGUUUGUUACCAAGAAACCGAAACCACGCCAGCUAUUAGAUAAACUUUAACAUUUUACGCAACGAAUGUUUUAAUAUAUUCUAUACUUAAGACUUUGUUGUUAUUUGUAUUAAAAUAUUAGCCUCAAUAUCGAGAUCUCCACCACCGAAAAGGGCAAUAAAUAUUCAUGACCUCCAACUGUGUCAGUCGUCACUAAGAUGCGGUGAUUUGGUUGUUAUGUUACCCAUAACAUAAUAACAAUUUUUAAUGAAACGUACACAAACUCCUGUAUAUUAUUGAGAAGAAUCCAUUUGAAUAAAACACACACAUUUCUAACAAUGAAAACUAUUCUUUGACUUAAAAUUAUAAUUUUUUUUUUCUUUUUCUUUUAUUUUCAGCAAACAUUAUUGCCUCCAUUAACUUUCCAGACCGGCCAGCCGAUGGAAGCCAAGCAUCAAGAAUGCAGUCUAUGCAGUCCAGUAAUGUGUCUACCACACACACCAUCACAUACAAGGGUACACUUGUUACAACAGCUGUCACUUCAAGCUCAGGCCAAGCAGAUGCACCCCCAGCUAACUUAGCCAACCUGUUCAACCCUCUCAACCCAUUGUUCGCUAUUUUGUCCCAAGCAAGAUCCCAGCCAACUAACUUGAACCAGUCUCCUAAUCCGUUUGGACCUCAAUAUGAAUUCAACAUUAGGAUUCCACCCACAUCUAGUGAGCAGAUGGGACAACAACAACAACAACCGUCUCAAUCUCCCAUUUCAGUCCAGUCUCCUCAAUCACAAGGACCAAUCAUUUCAUCAGAAUCUGCUUAUCAAGAUGUUUCUGAUCAUUACUCAUCAGGAUUUGCUUCACCCAUCAGCUCAUGCCAUUCCAGCCCAGAGCCUGAUGCUCAGCUUUCAAUGGUCACAGAAUCUAGUCAAGAUGAGAGUUUUCCUCCUCAUCCUCCUCCAUCUUACCCUCAGUCCCUGAACAUGGACAUUGGUUUAUCUGCCAUCCCUAUGAAACAGCCUCCGAAUUACAACAGCUCCUGCCAACAGCAGCAAGAUUUACCACCUCAUUUUUUAAACUAUCCAGCAACAUCUCUUGCAGAUAAUGUUUUUCAAAUGCCAUCAAUGUCAGACUUAGUGAACAAAAGCCAAAAGUGGUCUGUCAUGCAACCUUCCACAGUGGGACCAUCCCAGACUCAGUUGCCUGACUUUGGAGCACUGCAGAUGGCAUCUACAGGAAUGACAUCAGCAUUUCAAAUGCCCACCAUCAAGACUGAACCAGAUUCUGAAACAUUGGAUGACCAAAUGUAUAACAUGGACUUCUCAUCCGAUGUUUCAGAAACAUCUGCAUCUUCGGUUAUUGGUCAAACCUAUGCCCAGGGGUCGCUCAAAUUCCUUCCAGUGAAGCCAAGAAAAUAUCCCAACCGUCCCAGCAAGACACCUCCUCAUGAGCGACCUUAUCCUUGUCCAGUGGAUAAUUGUGACCGUAGAUUUUCUAGGAGUGAUGAACUGACAAGGCACAUUCGUAUACACACAGGACAAAAACCAUUUCCUUGCCCCAUCUGUGGGCGCUCAUUUAGUCGCAGUGAUCACCUCACAACUCAUAAGCGAACCCACACCGGGGAAAAACCUUUCUCUUGUGAAGUCUGUGGUCGCAAGUUCGCCAGAAGUGAUGAGAAGAAACGACACGCCAAGGUGCACCUGAAGCAGCGACACAAGAAGGAUGCUAAACUGGCAACCAGCACUUCAUCUCUUCUCACCUCACAGGCAACAUCAUCUUGUAGCAACCUUGAUCCAUUGGACAGUAUUGUCAGCACAAUUCCAUUGGUUGUGAGUUCACCGUCUUUUGUGGACUGCCCAACAACAACAUCUUUAUGACUGUUAUAGCCUUUUAAAGACAUGUACUUUGGUGCUAGUUAAGUAUUAACAGGUGUGAAUUGAAAUCUGACAAUGAAGCAUCUUUGAAAUAAUGGCAAGAAAAAGACCUUAAAUCCCUUUAUUCAAGUUUAUUGUUUUAUUAUUUUUAUUUUAGAAAAUCAAUUUUUUUUCCCGGUCAUUGUAAGUGAAGGAACAAUCAAAGGAACAAUCAAAUCAUAGGAACUUAAAAACUUUGAUCCUGCAUUUAAUGAUUUCUUUGAUUCUGUCUCUUUGGUUUUGUCAAACAUCCAGGUAUUUCUUUGGGAGGAAAAACUUGAGUAAAAAAAAAAAUUAAUUCUUCCUUUGUUUUUGUUGAAAUGUUGCUUUUCUGAUGAACAUUAUCUGUGAUCAAAUAAUUCCUCUUACAUUUCCCACUGGCUUUUUAAAUCAAUGGCUUACUAAUGUCUGUUUUAUUGUACAUUUGUGAAUGUGAUUCCGUGUAAGUUUCUUUCUUUCCUUGAAAACAAAUGAAAGGCAAUGAGUUAUUGAAUAAUUAAACUUGUUUUCAAAUGGAGUAAUUGAUUAACUUUUUUUCAUGAAUCUUUGGUCAAUCUUUUUUUUUGUUGUUAAAUUUUAUUUGUUGAUCUCUUAAUGAUUACCCCCACUGGCAGACGGUGAACUCUUACAUUUUUUUUGUAAGGCAGCAUUAAGUACCUAAACUGCUAACUUUGAUCAGUCAGUAAUGGCGUAUCAAAUCUUUCAAUGUUGUUUUUCUGUUAUUCAGUUGUCAAGUGCCAUACUUUGGUUAUUUUGUGUUCAUAGCAGUAAGCCAAACACUGUACCGGCACCGGUACAAAGCUUUCAUUGAUUAUGUUCAGCACUGUACAUCACAAAGCUUUCAUUGAUUAUGUUCAAGUGUUAUUUAAAUGGUGUUUUAUUCAUUCUUAGCAUGUGAUAGAUUGUAUUUAAAUGUAAUUUUUCUUUUCUUAAGUUCCGCUGGAUGGUUCUUUUGUUUAUAUACACAUGUACAUACAUAUUCACUUUUGUCCCUGUGGUUUGAAUGUGAUGCUUUCAUUCAUUAACCUCCAGUUUUUAUUGAAAUUUCUCUAUUUUUAUACAUGGUAUUUUUCUUUUGAAUCAAAAAUGUUUGAUAAUAUAAAUAUUUAUAUAUUUAGUCAAUGCUUAUGAUUUAUAGUCCUCUCAAUGCAUUUGUCAAAAUACUAUUGUAACACAAAUUUCACUACAAGUUGUAGUCAUUAUUGUCAACUAUUAUUUUAUUUUCCCAACUUCAGCAUUUUCUCAGAGCAUGAUUUAUUUAAAGGCAAUUUAAAGAGAAAUUAGUUCAAAUUUAGCAUAAUGUUUAUUUAUUUAUUCCAAAAUCUUUGUUGUUGGUUAAAUUUAUUUGAUAUGCUCAAAUUCAAUUUUAGUAAAAAAAAAAAGCCUUUGAAUAUUUCAUGCUGGUUAAUAUUAUAUGUCGACACCGUGUGAAAGUAUGCGUUGUUGGACGUAACAAGCACAACUUGUACACAAACGCCAUUGUCGCUGGGGUCUUGCAUUGGGAAGAAAUGUGAACCUGCAGUCUAUGGUUUUAAAUUUGUUGAAAAAAAAUAUCUUCAGUUAUAGAAGAGUAAAACCUUCUAUGAAACAAAAAUUAUAUUAAUUUGUUUAUGCUCCUGUUUUGUUGAACUUUAAAAAAAAAAAUCCUCUUUGUUCUUGCUGGCUGAGAAAAAGACUAUGUCUAUAUUUUAUGAAGAGUAUGGCAUACUGCCAACAAUUCAAAAAUAUACCAAAUAAAUAAUCGAACAAAUU